CGACCCUCGGGAUGUUGAAAGGGGUGGUUUAACCCUUGACACCUCUGGCUCGUGACUGAAUUCCUCGCUGUUCAACAAAAAACUAGCCAAGUCAUCGCACCUAGCUUAUCCACCAUGCGUCUCGUACGGACGUUCCUCUCCCUUCUCGCCCUCGUCUCCACCGCGGUCGAGGGGAGAUCAGCGACGGGUCAACGAGUGCUCGUCAUCGUAGAACACGCCAUCAACCGGGCAGACUAUUCGCAGUUCUGGGAUAGCUUGCAAGCACGAGGCUUCGAGCUCACCUUCAAGGGACCUAAAGAGGAGACGCACCAGUUGGUAGAAUAUGGAGAACGGAACUUUGACCAUCUGAUCAUGAUGACCCCUUCGACGAGCUCCUUCGCGGACCACCUCCGCCCAAUCCGGCUCCUCCCCACCCUCCUAGAAUCGGGCAUAAACACCCUCUUCCUCUCUUCCCCCAGCCAAACAGACGCAACCUCCUCCCUCUACAGGGAAUUCGACCUGGAAUUCUCUCCCUCUCAGACUUCCUUGCUCACCCAUAACCCCUUACCGGGGAAAUCAGGGAGUUAUGUAGCGUUCGAUUUGGAGGAUGGACUGCAUGGAGAGGUUCCUCUGAGCGUCAUCCCCGAGUCGGUUCGACAAAAAGGAAGAUCAGCAUCAUCAGGAGUGGGGAGGAAGAUGGUCGUCCCCGAAGGCCUGACGCAUACCCCAGGGUCCAACCCGUUCCUCAUCCCCGUCCUCCACGCACCUCCAGGAACGUUCACCGGCGACCUCCCCCGUCUUUCCUCUUCCGAUGAUUCCUCCGAAGAAGAUUACGACGACGACAACGAGAGGAGGACGAAGAACAAGUUGCAACAGGUCAUCGCUGGGGAAGAAGCUGGCUUGGUUAGCGUUUUCCAGAGUAGGAGUAACGUGAGGUUCGGAUGGGUUGGGAGUGUGGGGAUGGUCAAGGACGAUGUGUGGACGGCCGAAACCCUGAACCCGGAAUUCAUCUCCUCCCUGACCUCCUGGAUCUUCCAAGAGACCGGCGUCGUCAAGGUCUUGUCGACCGAGCACUACCGGAUUCGAGAGGCCGCUAAUGGUGGAGCUGAGGACGGGACGAUCAAGGAGACUAGGGAUCGGUUCAAGGGGUAUACCGUCAAGGAGGAUGUCACAUACGAGAUCGCUUUGGCGCAACACGACCCUUCUUCUUCCUCGUCUUCCUCUUUGAACGCCUCUUACGUGCCCUUCGAGAUCGACGACCUCCAACUCGAUUUCACCAUGCUGGACCCUCACAUCCGGACGUCCAUCCCCUUCGCUGGCGAGGUGGUCACGAGCUCGGGGAUACGAGCGGGAUUGUACAGAAAGACCUUCCAGGUACCAGAUAGGCAUGGGGUGUUCAAGUUUGUCGUGGAUUGGUGGAGACCCGGAUACUCGUUCGUCCACGAAUCGGAUACCACCUCGGUCGUCCCCUUCCGUCACGACGAGUACCCACGAUUCAUCCGGGGCGCUUUCCCGUUCUAUACCGGCGCCGGGUUGGUAUCCGGAGGAUUCUUGGUGUUUUGUUGGUUGUGGAUGCAUUUGGGGGUCGAGGGGGACAAGGUCGGGAGGGGGAAUGGGGUGGAAAAGGAGGGCAAGAAGACCAAGUGAGAAGCAGCGAGUUCUUUUCUGAGGAUGGACUAGAUUAGUACUAGAUGCUAGAUGCAUGAGCGUAUAAAAGUUUGUAGCAUUCUCGCUCUCGAUGAUGAGACCUACGGCAUUCAAAGUAUUGAACCCUCGG
Molecule: messenger RNA, 1756 nt
Organism: Filobasidium floriforme
Lineage: Eukaryota; Fungi; Basidiomycota; Tremellomycetes; Filobasidiales; Filobasidiaceae
Product: putative dolichyl-diphosphooligosaccharide--protein glycosyltransferase 48 kDa subunit precursor
Exons: 6
Coding region: 115-1626 (503 amino acids)
Cellular component (GO): oligosaccharyltransferase complex; endoplasmic reticulum membrane
Source: RefSeq, a predicted model, not a curated record